Messenger RNA from Macadamia integrifolia, 1409 nucleotides. RefSeq names its product aquaporin NIP6-1-like. Gene Ontology annotation, cellular component: membrane. Bases 85 to 993 code for a protein of 302 amino acids. Gene Ontology annotation, biological process: transmembrane transport. The transcript has 5 exons. The record is from RefSeq and is a predicted model, not a curated record. Lineage: Eukaryota; Viridiplantae; Streptophyta; Magnoliopsida; Proteales; Proteaceae. Gene Ontology annotation, molecular function: channel activity.
AAUCAUACAAGGCCAGAAAGAGAGAAGAAGUAGAGACCCAAGUUUCUGUAGUUUCUUUCUUUAGUUCCCUUUUGUUUUAGAACCAUGAAAACUGAGGAUGUUCCAUCAGCCCCUUCUACUCCUGCAACCCCAGGCACUCCUGGGGCUCCUCUCUUUGGUGGGUUAAGGUCAGAGAGAAGUGGGAAUAGAAGAAAAUCACUCCUUAAUAGCUGCAAGUACUGCUUCAGUGUAGAAGCAUGGGCAUUGGAAGAAGGCAAGUUGGGCCCUAUGGGUUGUUCAUUGCCUCCCCCACCAAUCUCUCUUGCAAGAAAGGUGGGAGCAGAGUUCAUAGGCACCUUCAUACUAAUAUUCGCAGGGACAGCCACUGGGAUUGUGAACCAAAAGACACAUGGCUCUGAAACACUCAUCGGUCUCGCCACCUCCACCGGCCUCGCCGUAAUGAUAGUUAUACUAUCAACAGGACACAUCUCAGGAGCUCAUCUUAAUCCAUCGGUCACCAUUGCCUUUGCAGCUCUCAAACACUUCCCAUGGAAACAGGUACCUGUGUACAUAAUAGCACAGACGAUGGCUUCAAUCUGUGCUGCAUUUGCACUGAAGGGGAUCUUUCACCCCUUCAUGAGUGGUGGAGUCACUGUUCCCUCAGGUGGAUAUGGUCAAGCCUUUGCUUUGGAGUUCAUCAUCUCCUUCAAUCUCAUGUUUGUUGUCACAGCAGUAGCCACUGACACAAGAGCUGUUGGGGAGCUGGCUGGAAUCGCUGUUGGAGCCACUGUCAUGCUCAACAUACUAAUCGCAGGGGAGAGCACAGGAGCAUCCAUGAAUCCUGUAAGAACUCUGGGGCCAGCCAUAGCUGCUAACAACUACAAAGCCAUCUGGAUCUACUUAACUGCUCCAAUACUCGGUACACUCUCUGGGGCUGGCAUCUACUCCAUCGUCAAACUGCCAGAAGAAAAUGAUGCAGACAAGCCGUCAACGGUACAGAGCCUGAGAAGGUGACACCUCCAACAGAACAUGGAAUAUAGUAAUAUAAUUCAGCCUUCUUGCAAAGAUGAAAAGCAAAAGUAUCCAGGGAGGAGGUCAAUAUGAUCAAAAGAUCAAUGGGAUUCUGCAUGGUUUCAUGUCCACUUGCUACAUAAAUAAAAGAGUACAUCAACUUUGCAUGAAUCAAAAACCUAGACCAACCUAAAAAAUUCCAAAAAGAGGAUAUGUAACUGAGGGGGAAGAGGUUAGGGUUGACUCUUGUCAUGGCUCCUCAGAGAUGAGUUAAUUAGCAUAUGUAACUGUCAAGUGGUAAGGAUUUUUUCCUGUGUUUCUAAACAAAUUAAGGAGCUUGGAAUUAGCACUAAUAUAAAGAACAUGGUUUAUCGGUUACUCAUGUUUAUCAAUACUACAUUUCAGUCAUAUAAACAAAA